UUCAGAUUAAAACCACAAUGAAGGUCCGAAUUCUCCUUAUAGGCUUAUAUGCACUCAUUACAGUCACUUUCAUUUAUGCUCAAACUUUAGCUGAACUAUCAGUAAACCCUUGUUCCCAGAAGGCAUCAUGUGGAGAAUGUGUUGCAGCAGGAGGAGUGUGUGGUUGGUGCAAGCAAGAUAAUUUUGAUGAAGGAAACAAAGAAAGAUGUGAUAAAGUGGAGAACCUGAUCAAGGUUGGAUGUGACUAUAGCAACAUAAUCAACCCAGACCAUGACAUGAGUUUUGUUAAGAACGAUGAAGUGAGAAAUGCUGAAGGAUCUGACGAUGCAGUUCAGCUUCAACCUCAGGAAAUCAAAAUCAAACUUAGACCAAACAAGCCUUAUACAUUUAAAACUGUAUUCAGGCAAGCUGAGAACUACCCAGUAGAUUUGUAUUAUCUUAUGGACCUGUCAUUCUCUAUGAAAGAUGACAAGGCCAAGUUAGCUGCCCUUGGAGUAUUAUUAGCUGACUCAAUGAAGAACAUCACCAGCAAUUUCCGUAUUGGGUUUGGAUCAUUUGUUGAUAAGAAAGCAAUGCCAUACGUCAGCACUCUGCCGAGGAAGCUCGCAAACCCCUGUCAAGCAGGGGAGGAUUGUGUGUCCCCAUAUGGCUUUAAAAAUCAGCUGCCACUCGAUGAUGACCCUCGAGAGUUUGAAAGCCGUGUAAAAGCUGCUAAAGUGUCUGGUAACUUGGAUUCCCCUGAGGGAGGUUUUGACGCCAUCAUGCAGACCAUCACAUGUGAGACUAAGAUUGGAUGGAGACCCAACUCCAGAAAAAUGCUGCUGUUUUCUACUGAUGCAGGUUUUCACUAUGCUGGUGAUGGAAAGUUGGCAGGUAUAGUUGCCCCUAAUGAUGGCCAAUGUCACUUGGAUAGCACUGGAGAGUAUGACAAAAGUUUAGAGCUGGAUUAUCCUUCAGUGAGCCAGAUUACAAACAUGAUCAACGAUAAGAAAGUUAAUGUAAUUUUUGCCGUCACUAAAACUGUACUUGACACCUACAAAUCCUUGAGUGAUGUCAUAAAGGGAUCAUCUGCUGGAGAAUUGGCAAAUGAUUCUUCUAACGUUGUCGAUCUUGUGAAAGACAAUUAUAAUAAAAUCACCUCUGGUAUUGAGCUUCAGACACAAUCAGCAGAGAAUGUCACUGUCACAUUUAAAUCAAAAUGCUUUGAUAACGAGACAAGAACUCGAAGUAGAUGUGAGGGUCUGAAGAUAGGUGGCAGUGUAGAGUUUGAGGUUACCGUCAAUGUGGAUGGAUGUCCUAAAAAUCGCAAUGAAUGGAAAAGGUCUUUGUAUAUUACACCAGUGGGUGUUAAUGAGAGGUUGAAGAUAGACUUGGAUCUAAUGUGUGAAUGUGACUGUGAGAUAGAAGGAGUUGGGGUACCUAACAGUGUACAUUGCAACUCUAGUGGUACAUUUGAGUGUGGCGCAUGUUCUUGUAACCCUGGUCGCUAUGGCAAGAAGUGUGAAUGUGAUGGUUCAGAUCUUACUAAUGAUGACUAUGAUGCUGCAUGUAGGAAAACCAACACAAGUUCAGUGUGUGAGGGGAAAGGACAAUGUAUCUGUGGCCAGUGUGACUGUAAUCCAAGAUCUAAACUGAAGCCAAAUGAGAAAUACAGUGGCAACUUCUGUGAUUGUGAUAACUAUUCAUGUGAUUAUGACAUCGAGGGAAAAUUAUGUGGAGGGGAAGAGAAAGGCAGAUGUGAAUGUGGAACAUGUAUGUGCAAUGAUGGCUUCAAAGGUUCAGACUGUGGAUGUGCAGUUAGUGAUGAAACGUGUAGAGCUUCAAAUGGGGAAAUUUGUAAUGGUAAAGGCACGUGUGAAUGUGGCAGGUGCACAUGUAAUAAGGAAAACUAUCGAGGUGUCACCUGUGAGGAUUGUCCAACAUGCCCAGGUAAAUGUGAAGUGAAUAAGGCAUGUGUCCAGUGCAAGUUGUUUGGCACUGGAGACAAGACACAGGAUGAGUGCGAUGCUAACUGCACACAUGUAAGAGGCGAAGAAACUGCCCCAGAUGAUGCUGAUCACCGCACCUGUCAAUUCAAGGAUGACGAUGAUUGUAUAUUCUAUUUCUCAUAUGAAUAUGAUGGACCAAAUGUCAUUGCUCAGAACACUAAAAAAUGCCCCGAAGAAGUUGAUAUAUUAAUUAUAGUCUUAGCUGUAAUUGGUGGAAUUGUUGCAGUAGGCCUUGCGCUUCUCCUUAUAUGGAAAUUAUUUACAACAAUCAAUGACAGACGAGAGUUUGCCAAGUUUGAAAAGGAAAAACAGAAUGCUAAAUGGGAUGCUGGUGAAAAUCCCAUUUACAAGCAAGCCACUUCAACGUUCAAGAACCCAACCUAUGGAGGACAGUCUUAGAAGUACAACCAGAAGGGACCAAUAUCCGCCUCACAUUGAAGCUCAUAUGUUCAUAAGUUUACAUGUCCUUAAGCUUGUAUGUUCAUAUGUUAUGGACUCAGAUAGUGUUUUCACCUAAUACUCUCAAAUACCACAUGUCACCUGAAAGUUCUUAAACUGUCAAUCGAAAGUUCUUAUUUUCCUUAUCUAUUGGAAAAAUUAUUACAAAGUUGUGUAAUGUUUGAGCUGAGAGACUUUACAAAGGGUUUUGUAUGCUGAAUUGUGAAGUUCUUCAUUUUUUAUUUUGUUUUAUCAAUGGUGAAUUAUCAAUAUCAAUAUUAGUGAUUUGUGAUAUUAUCUUUCUGUACCACUUUGUUUUAACAUACAAACAGAUGAUUUUACACAAGAGUUUCUCAUUUUAGGUAAAUCUGAUUUGAAUUAGUCAAUUUGAGAUCACCAAAUGGAAAAUGUAUGGUGAUAUUUUAGUUAAGUCCAUCACGAAUUCAGUCUAUGGAUACUUUAUACAUACUAGGAUAUAUUUAUCAGACAUUGUAGGACACGCAGAUGACGUUGAUGCGAAUACACAGUCCUAAUGUAAUCUGUGUAAAAUGGCAAGAAAUGUCUUGCCAUUCAAAUGCUAUCUCUUACCUAGGUGAGGAUUGAAGGCUUUAAUAUUCUAUACAAUGGGAACUUCUGGUUCCUAAUCUAAUGAAGAGAGUCAUUAAUAUUUGAGGAAGAGGUUUUAUGAAAUAUUAUUUGGCAUAGAGUGAUGAGAAGGAAAUGAGACUAACACUAAUCCAGUUAGUGAAAUUGACAAUGUUUCGGAACUGAUAUUUGGUACCAUUUUGCACUUUGGUACCAUUUUGCACUUAUAAUAUUUGGUUCCAUUUUGCACUUGUAAUAUACAAAGAGAUUUAGUACUGAAUAAGAUCAUGGGAUUUUUUCUACUUAAGUGUUUUAUCAAAACCUACAGCAUUCAUUAAGUGCUGAAAUAAAGUACCAAAUUGGAAUUAACUAUGUUUAAAUUGCCAUUGUAUCGUACAGGAACAGAAAUGUUUUGUAUGAGGAGACCCAUGAAUCUUAAAUGUGAUAAGAAGUCAAAUAUGGUGCUUUAUAUUUACACAAAUCACAGUAUAUGUGCAAUGAUGGCAUUGUUUCAAAAGCACUAAAUAUACAGUAUGUAGGCUACAUGUAGUUCUCAAUAUACAAUCAUGAUAUAGAACUGAAGAGUUUUUUCAAUUCUGGAUUUCAUGCUUUUCAUCACAAGUUUAUGAAUACAAAUCAUCAGACACACUUCAUACUAUAUUAACUAAACUAAAGGUUCAGGUGAAGGUCAGUAUAUUGCCAAUAUUGCCACAUUUUGGCCAAAGAU
This is a messenger RNA of Owenia fusiformis, 3738 nucleotides long. The record is from the annotation of a GenBank genome assembly. Lineage: Eukaryota; Metazoa; Annelida; Polychaeta; Sabellida; Oweniidae.